GUCUGUAUCAGGAUGGGUCUAAACAACAUGGUGUAAAUGCAGUUGCUGGUGAGCCUCAUUUCCUGUAGGAGGUGAACAAGAGCAGAGAUCUGUUUCCCUUCAGAGCACAGAGGUUGUUUCUGUUCAGAGGAAGUCAAACUGUCUGACAGUCACUGAGAGACGGUGAAACGGCACAGCACAUGAAUCAAAUGGACCAAACAAAAUUCUGCUGUUCAGUCUGUUUGGAUCUACUGAAGGAUCCGGUGGCUAUUCCCUGUGGACACAGCUACUGCAUGAACUGUAUUAAAAGCUUCUGGGAUGAAGAGGAAAAGAAGAAAAUCUACAGCUGCCCUCAGUGCAGACAGACUUUCACAGCGAGGCCUGUCCUGGUGAAAAACACCAUGUUAGCAGAUUUAGUGGAGGAGCUGAAGAAGACUGGACUCCAAGCUGCUCCUGCUGAUCACUGCUAUGCUGGACCUGAAGAUGUGGCCUGUGAUGUCUGCACUGGAAGAAAAAUGAAAGCCUUCAAGUCCUGUUUGGUGUGUUUGGUUUCUUACUGUGAGAAACACCUUCAGCCUCAUUAUGAUGUGGUUCAAUUAAAGAAACACAAGCUGGUGGAGCCCUCCAAGAAGCUCCAGGAGAACAUCUGCUCUCGUCAUGAUGAGGUGAUGAAGAUGUUCUGCCGUACUGAUCAGCAGAGUAUCUGUUAUCUCUGCUCUGUGGAUGAACAUAAAGGCCACGACACAGUCUCAGCUGCAGCAGAAAGGACUGAGAGGCAGAGAGAGCUGGAGGUGAGUCGACAAAACAUCCAGCAGAGAAUCCAGGACAGAGAGAAAGAUGUGAAGCUGCUUCAACAGGAGGUGGAGGCCAUCAAUCAGUCUGCUGAUCAAACAGUGGAGCACAGUGAGAAGAUCUUCACUGAGCUGAUCCAGCUCAUCCAGAAAAGAAGCUCUGAUGUGAAGCAGCAGAUCAGAUCCCAGCAGGAAACUGAAGAUCUCACUCAAAUCUGAUGCAGAAAAUAUGAAACUAAUCUGAGAGAAUAACUGAAGCAGUUUUCCUCCUGAAGCAUCACAAAGUUCAGAGUUCAUGUUUAGAGCAGAAGAUUCAGCAGUCGCUCUGUGACCUUUCAACUUUCUUCACUAAAACAGCUUCAUUACAGAGAAACAAGUCACAUUUUCUUGAUGUUCUUAAGUCCUUUCAGAUGU
Oreochromis aureus is the source of this 1184-nucleotide messenger RNA. Its product is annotated as E3 ubiquitin/ISG15 ligase TRIM25-like. Gene Ontology annotation, molecular function: zinc ion binding. The transcript has 2 exons. The record is from RefSeq and is a predicted model, not a curated record. Bases 180 to 989 code for a protein of 269 amino acids. NCBI's taxonomy places the organism in Eukaryota, Metazoa, Chordata, Actinopteri, Cichliformes, Cichlidae.